Molecule: messenger RNA, 363 nt
Organism: Vicia villosa (hairy vetch)
Lineage: Eukaryota; Viridiplantae; Streptophyta; Magnoliopsida; Fabales; Fabaceae
Exons: 2
Coding region: 1-363 (120 amino acids)
Molecular function (GO): zinc ion binding
Source: RefSeq, a predicted model, not a curated record
AUGUCUCGGUAUUCUGAAACAAGUAGUCGAACAAAAUCUCCCUUCGUCCAUGGCAAAUGUAGAUGUGGUCUUGAUGCACCAUUGAUGACUUCAUGGACUGAUGUUAACCGAAGACGUUGUUUUUACGGGUGUGGGAUGUACGAGAUUCAGAGGUACAAACGAUGCAACUAUUUUGUUUGGUAUGAUGAAGAGAUGUGUCUAAGAGCAAAAGACAUGAUUUCAACACUGAUUCAGAGAUUGAAUAAUGCAAAGGUCAAAAUCGACGAAUAUGAAUUGAAUAUGAAGAUCAAGUAUUUGAAGUUUUCGAUUUCUAUCAUUAUUGUGUUUGUAUUAGGACUAGUUUCAGGAUGCGUUUUGAAGUAG